Messenger RNA from Medicago truncatula (barrel medic), 1311 nucleotides. RefSeq names its product putative HVA22-like protein g. The transcript has 7 exons. Lineage: Eukaryota; Viridiplantae; Streptophyta; Magnoliopsida; Fabales; Fabaceae. The record is from RefSeq and is a predicted model, not a curated record. The coding region runs from base 260 to 1114 and encodes 284 amino acids.
UUCCAAUUUAAAUAGCUCCUCCGGUUUCCAAGUUUUGUUCUCAUUUUGCGCUUCUUUUAUUUCAUUUCUAUUCUUCUUCUUCUUCUUCUUCCAUGCUCCAAGUAUAUUUCUACCUCACUCUUCUCGCCGUGCCGUAUUGGAACCGCCGUUGAUUUCCCUCUAUGUCAUCACCGAAGCUCAACUGAACCCAAAAAAACACUUAUCCUUUCCAAUCAACACUUCCCCUUCUUCUUUCUUUUUCUCUUACCAGGGAUACAAAAUGAUUGGAUCCUUUGUUACGAGGAUACUUGUGAUGGUUUUUGGUUAUGCUUACCCAGCAUAUGAAUGCUAUAAAGCAGUUGAAAAGAAUAGGCCGGAAAUUGAACAGCUACGCUUUUGGUGCCAGUAUUGGAUUUUGGUGGCUCUUUUGACGGUGUGUGAGCGAAUUGGUGAUACAUUUAUAUCAUGGGUUCCAAUGUAUAGUGAAACUAAGUUGGCAUUUUUUAUAUAUCUAUGGUACCCGAAAACAAAGGGAACAACAUAUGUGUAUGAUUCUUUCUUUAGACCAUAUGUUGCGAAGCACGAGCCAGAUAUUGAUCGCAACUUGAUGGAACUAAAGACACGAGCAGGAGAUAUUGCAGUUUCGUAUUGGCAAAAAGCUGCUAGUUACGGCCAGACUAGAAUAUUUGACAUUUUGCAGUAUGUUGCUGCUCAAUCAACGCCAACAGCUCGCCCUGCUCAGCAACGACCGGGUGUGAGGGCCCGCCAACCUGCAUCCAGCAGUAGUAACCAACAUGCUCCUCCAACAGCACCACCAGCUGAGGGGCCAACUCCUCCCACUUCUAGCUCAUCUUCAAGCCAGCAUCAGAAGGAACUAGCAGAGGAGUUGGGUUCUUCGCAAGUACCUAAAACACUCUCCUCUUUAGCAGGUUUAAAUACUCAAAAGAAUAUUCCUACGCAAGAAUCUGGCAACCAAUCUGCACCUGCAGAGGCAGAACCAAUGCAGAUUGAAGCGGCACUUCCGUCAUCCUCUUCUGCCAAUGAAAACCCUCCUUCAAGCGAAACAAUAAUGGAAGAAAGCAUUAGGGUUACACGGGGCAGACUAAGAAAAACUAGAUCAGAUGGAACUCAUUAGGGCUUCCAAAGUUCCAAUGUUUUUCAAUUUUUUAGGUGAAGUACGAUUUGCUUUGAAUUGCUGUAGAAUAUUACAGUAGUAUGCAAGUGAGUUGCCUCAGUUUCCAUUCAACUUUUUCUGUUUUUUUUUAAACAAAAAUAUUUAUGAACACUAUAGUCUCACUACCUAGAAAAUGUGUGAUUUUGACCUACCAGUAA